AGCAUCAAUUAUGCAACAGAUUACCAGCGAGAAGUCACGAAGAAGUGAAACAUGGCGGAUUCGGAAGGCAGACAGGUUGACAGCAUCAAUCAUGCUAUAGGUGAAGAUGGCAAGUUGCACGAAAUUGUACGAGCGAAGACUGAAGGUAAGGAAUUGACCAAAGAAGAAAAGCAACGUCUUAGGAAAGAGAAGAAGCAACAUAAAAAGGGUAAAAAAGAUGACAAAGGUCCUCCGGAGAAGAAGGAGAAGGAGAAAGAGAAAGAGAAAGCAUCUGUUCAAGCUCCAUCAAAGCCGGUCACACAGAGCCCGACACAUAAAGCAGCGGCUCCUGUGCCUGUAAGCACAUCUGCGUCUGAACCUCUUGUGGCCGCAGAGAAGCCGGUGAAGACCAAAGCAGAGCUGCGAGCAGAGCGCCGGGCACGGCAGGACACAGAACGGGCAUCAAAACAGGGCAAGAAGGAAGGGGGGCAGCAGUCCACCUCCAGCAAGCCUAAAGCUACCCCUAGUGAACUUCAACCAGUAGUGAAAAGGUUACCGGAGCACGUUCAGGUGGACGACCCCGCUGCGUUGAAGAAGUUGGCCAAAAAGCUUGAGAGACAGCAGGUUCCUUUGAGGUCCGAUUAUGGCUACAAGGUCAGCCUGUUUUCCCAUCUACACCAAUACAGCCGAAAAAACCCUCCAACCCAGCAAAUCAGCAUCCCUGCCACGGUCAUUCACCCAUCCAUUGUUCGGUUGGGUCUGCAGUACUCUCAGGGCAUCAUAGCAGGAUCCAAUGCUCGAUCUGUGGCCCUACUACAUGCCUUCAAACAGGUUAUUCAAGACUAUAGCACACCUCCGAAUGAGGAGUUGUCAAGGGACCUUGUGAACAAGCUCUCGCCCUAUAUCAGUUUUCUCAGCCAGUGUCGGCCUCUUUCAGCCAGCAUGGGCAAUGCCAUCAAGUACAUCAAGAAGGAAAUUUCAAAUAUAUCCAGUCAAUGCAAAGAAGAGGAGGCAAAAAGGAGACUGCAGGAAUGUAUUGAUAAUUACGUAAAUGAGAAGAUCGUUUUGGCUUCUGAAGCCAUUUCGAAGUAUGCUAUUGAGAAGAUAAGUGAUGGAGACGUCAUUCUUGUUUAUGGCUGCUCUUCACUCGUCAAUCACAUUCUGUGCAAAGCUUUUGAAAAGGAGAGGAAGUUCAGAGUCAUAGUCGUGGAUAGUCGGCCCAGGCUGGAGGGCCGAGAGGCGCUGAGGCGUCUGGUGAAGAAAGGCAUCCGAUGUACUUAUGUGCUCAUAUCUGCCUUGUCCUACAUCCUGCCUGAAGUAUCUAAGGUAUUUCUUGGUGCCCAUGCACUUCUUGCCAAUGGAUAUGUGAUGUCACGUGUGGGAACUUCCCAGAUUGCUCUGGUAGCGAAGGCCUACAAUGUACCAGUGCUGGUCUGCUGUGAGACCUACAAGUUCUGUGAACGAGUGCAGACGGACUCUUUUGUAUCCAAUGAAUUAGAUGACCCUGAUGACCUGAUUGUGACCAGAAAUGGGAAGACCCAUCUAGAGAAUUGGCAGACUGUUAAAUCACUGGGGCUUCUGAACUUGGUGUAUGACGUGACACCACCAGACUUUGUGGACCUUGUGAUUACUGACUUGGGCAUGAUCCCCUGCACCUCCGUGCCUGUGGUACUGCGAGUCAAGAACGUGGAUCAGUGAAGAGCAGACGAACACGGUUCUGCUUCCCUCUCGCAUCUGCACAUGAAAGAGUGUCUGCUCACAGGACUUCUGGCAUGAAAUAAACAUAUCUAUGAAAUGGAACAAGCUUUUCAAAUAAAGCUACGGUUUAUGUCCUCA
Molecule: messenger RNA, 1815 nt
Organism: Ctenopharyngodon idella (grass carp)
Lineage: Eukaryota; Metazoa; Chordata; Actinopteri; Cypriniformes; Xenocyprididae
Gene: eif2b4
Product: eukaryotic translation initiation factor 2B, subunit 4 delta
Exons: 14
Coding region: 52-1677 (541 amino acids)
Source: RefSeq, a predicted model, not a curated record